AUGCUGCAUACAAAACGUUCAGAGUCCGACAUGGGGCGAACGGCCUCACGCUCCCGGAGUAACAGCAUGUCGAGCGAUUCGCAUCCUCGCAUUCACAUGACCCCGCCAGCAGCGAAUCCUCCGCCGUCCUUCAUUGCACCUUCGUCCGCCGCUCAGAUCGUCACCGCUGACCAAGAAUUCAAUACUGCGGACUUCGUGGCGGAAGAUGGCGGUGAUUCGGAUGCCAAAGCGAUUGUUACCCCCGAAGCUCUUUCAGCUCUGAAUGGAUUCCUGGACCAUCUUCUCUUCAAUAUUCUGGCGGCUGCGAAGUCAACGCAACUAGCAUGUAUUCGACCUGCGGUGGCGGAUGUGUUAAAACCGCGACUCGCAAACCAAGUGGUCUCUGCGGCAGAUGAGGAGUUGAACGAAUAUAUGGGUGGUCCGGAGGAUGAGCAGUUCCAGUUCGGUCGGGGGAUGUCUCAAAACGAUGAUUUCGACCUGGUCCGAUCCUGGAAAUUGACUCGCUUGCGCUGUAUGGUCUAUACCCGGCUGGGAGAUAUGGAAGAAGAUGACGAGGAGGAGUAUAUCGCACAGAAUGGGUUGGAUGAUGACGGUAGUCUCUCGCCGAGGUUUUCUACGCAUGUAGGAAAUAUUACGCCGCCGGCUGCCAUCUUCCUGACCUCCAUCAUCGAGCAUAUUGGUGAACAGGCCUUGGUGAUAGCGGGCGAAACAGCUCGGUCACGACUAUCCGUCAAACCGAGUGAGGGUCCCGAGGAGGCAGAGCCUGGCGCAGAACGAGGCACCAUCAACCGGUUAGUCGUGGAGGACCUGGAUAUGGAGAAAUUAGCAUUGAACCCAACCAUGGGUCGUCUUUGGCGCACGUGGCGCAGGUACACUCGGUCCCCUAUGAUGUCCCGAGCGGUUUCUCGAGAGUCUAUCCGACGCCGUUCAACAAUUGGUCCUUCAUCGUGUCGGAAGAACAGUAUGGUUACCGGGGAUGAGCUGCCACAAAGACCGAUCAUCGAGAUCCCGAAAGAGGUUGACCCGGCUUCUGUUGCACUCCCAAUUGGCGACCACGAUGUUGAAGAGAUCGAAGGUUUCACGUCUGAUGGUGAAGGUGCUGAGGUCGUCCAGACCAUGCAGGCAGUAGUGGCUCACAAAGUGCGACCCCAUAGCCUGAUGGUGCUGACCCUGCCAUCACCAAGAUCUCCCACAUCCCCUAUCACCCCACUGAGCGCAAAGUUCAGUCGUCAUGUCCGCGCGAAGUCGUUGCCCGAUAGUACCCCUCAGGAGCCGGUAGACGCUGACCAAACUGCCGACCAGCCAUCGCCCACCGCAUCCGACGAACAAAAGCCACUGGAAACCAUGUACGAACACGAUGAGGAUGAUGAGGUUCCCAAGGCCAAAGUUGAGCCAAAGGCAUCAGAGGCAGAUGAUCUACCGAAGGAAUCGCUGGAGCAGGAUAGGAUGGCUACGUCGUCACAAUCUGCCGUGUCGGUGGGGGUAGAGUCGAGUCAAGCCAGUAGUACUUCGGGUUCGUCAACGUCUCUGAGCGAUCGUCUCCAGACCGAUUCCGAUACGGAGGUGAUUGAAGGACAGGGAAUGUGUGAAAAACCCAAAUUGGCUCCGAUACAGCGACCGAAGCGUAUCAGUAGCCGGGACACAGAUCGCGAAAAUGACAGGUCGACUACCACCCGAGUGAUCAGCGAACAAACGAUACCAACAGUGGUCGAUGAUCCGUCACAAACGCAAGGGGACGACUCCACCCCGGCGCAGCCUGCCAUCAGUCACGAUGUUUCAAAGAAUUCUGAUACGAAAACAGCUUCGACAGAGUUAUCGGUCCCUCAGACUCGGACUUCGACUGACCUGGAAGAGAAGAUCUCUCGCCCGCCUUCCACUUCUGAAGAAAGUGUUUAUUCUGACCGUUCGCGGACUCGACCUAGACCAAGCCCCUUGGUGGGUAUAAGUCAACAUCGUUACGGCCGUUCAAGUUCAGGGGUAUCCUCGAUAAGUUCGGUGACUGAACGUGCAGCGGUUCAGCGUGUCGUCCGACCGACCACUUCAGCAGCCUCUUCCGUCUAUUCCAGAUCGCGUCGCUCCGACAGUUUUAGUAGCCAACGUGAGAAACGCCCAGUAACUGCAGGGUCGACCACUUCUCAGGUUUCAAGCAGGCUGAAAGGUCUCAUUGGUCUUCAGGGGGAUUCUGUUUCACUUCGCCUGCGCAACUCCUGCGAGACUAAUCCAUUCGCUGGUGAGCCGUAUGACGACACGACCGGCUUGGACGAAUUGAUCCGCAGCGAGGAAACUCUCCAUUAUACCCUAACCCCGAAAAAUAUGCGGGAAAUUGAAGAACCUGACUCACCCCGCUGGAGAGUCAAGUCGAGCACUGCGGACCUUGCUGAGUUCUUGAAGAAUAGCGCCCCUCCCGGGGAGGAAGUUCCACGUCCUAGCACCUCUCACACGUCUUCCAGGGGAACUAUUAGCACACCCAAAUACAAAGCUAUUGAGAUACCCUCGACUGCACUUUCGCAACAGACAUCAAACCCGGAACAAGCUGCCGACCGGAAACCAAAUAUUAGGUCGUCCAGUGAUUACGAUCACUCUACUAAGUCGCCCGGCCCAGGCAGUCCCCUCAGUACCCCACGAUCCCCGUCGAGCACAGUUCGCAGUGGCCCUAAGAUGGAGGCCCGUUCAGCAGUUAGUUCAAAAGCGGAUCAAGACCGGACAACCGAGUUGAUCGACUUCAUUCGUGAAGGUCCACCUACUGCAGGGGCACGCCGCAUUCCACGUGCGGUUGCACCGUUCCGGGACACCAUGGAUUCAGACGAGUUGAACUCGCUGGAAACUGGCCACUCCGAAAACAAUGCGCCAUCGGUAUCUAGCACGCAAGACGGAUCAAUGCUGACUUCCGUCGGGUCUCGCACAGGGCUACUGGAGACGGGCAACCGAACUACCGUGCACCCAGCUGCUGCUCAGCACAUCCAAGCAACUCCAGUGGACGACCCUCGUCCUGUGCGGAAACAACGUAGGGUGCCAGAUCCCUACGCCAUUGACUCAGAUGACGAUGAGGACCUUGACGAGCUCUUGGACGGCCCGAAGCCCAAGCGAGAGGAGGAAAGCUUGCUAGAUUUUUUGCGCAACGUUCCUCCUCCGGAGUCGGAGCCCACUCCGCAGCCACUGGCGGUCAACACAAUGCCCUCCAAGAGCUCAUCCGGUGCGUUUGGAAUGAAGGCGCGACUUCUUCGCAAUGCAUCGGGGGACAAGGUGCCAACUACGAAACUAUCAAAGGCUUCUUUCCAUCAACAGCAGGACAGCUAUGCUACAGCGCAAUCUAACUAUUCAGCUAAAGUUGGCGCCGAGAGGAGCAGAGGCGCAAUGUAUGGAACUAGCGGCCUUCCCUCCGUCACAGACCGGCAAACAGAGACUAGUGCCCUGGCUGAAUUCCUCAGGUCGACGGGACCUCCUGAGCCUCCUGCACCUCGAGUGUCCUCAUCACUGGCUUCGAAGGGUAGAGAAUCCGGUGUGAAUAGCCUCUCUCGCCUUUUCGGGCGCCGGAAGAAACUCGAGGUCUAG
This is a messenger RNA of Aspergillus nomiae NRRL 13137, 3552 nucleotides long. RefSeq lists its product as uncharacterized. Bases 1 to 3552 code for a protein of 1183 amino acids. The record is from RefSeq and is a predicted model, not a curated record. Lineage: Eukaryota; Fungi; Ascomycota; Eurotiomycetes; Eurotiales; Aspergillaceae. The transcript is spliced from 2 exons.